AUCCCGAUAUCGCGAGCAACGCGAUAUUCUGGUUUUGUGGUUAAUUUUCACUAUUUACAACAGCUAUCAAAUAUCAAGUCGAAAUGGGCAAACAUUCCGGACAAUCUUCUGUCGGAGGCUUCCUGAAAGGUCUCUACAGUGAUUCCUACAAAUGGGACAUCAUAAAAAGCAUCGGCUUCUUCGCGCUGGGGAUUAAGGUGGCGCAAUCGUUCGUUGGGGUUGAAAUAAUGCCGUCGAUGCCCCAAUAAUAUGUUAAAUUAAUUAAGCGUUAUCAUUUGAAAGUUAAAUUGAUUAAAUGAAAUAUAUAGUAUUUAUAUAACCCCAAAAA
Messenger RNA from Ctenocephalides felis (cat flea), 328 nucleotides. RefSeq lists its product as uncharacterized. NCBI's taxonomy places the organism in Eukaryota, Metazoa, Arthropoda, Insecta, Siphonaptera, Pulicidae. The transcript has 2 exons. Bases 84 to 248 code for a protein of 54 amino acids. The record is from RefSeq and is a predicted model, not a curated record.